AUGACAACAAUUGAUGUGACAUCCCACCCCCAUGUAGUAAAUGAUAAAAUAAAGGUUGAUUAUGAUGAUGAUGAUGAUGAUGGUGAUGAUGGUGAUGAUAUACCCACAAUGAAAACUUUAUUAGUGAAUAUUUAUCCAGUACUGCUAUAUUUGAAAAAUGCCAAAUUUAAGAAUAAGGCAGGAGAGGAUGUAUUUUAUGAUGAAUUUGGUGAUUCCCCGGCCUUGUUUGACAUCCAGAACUGGCAGAUGUCACCCAAUGGUGCUGGCAGGUAUAUCAAGGUGGGGUACUUUGAUGGCAGUGCCCCACCUGGACAGUCAUUGGUUAUCAAUGAAAGUGCCAUAAGCUGGAGUGCAGAACAUACAAAGGCCCCCCGCUCUGUUUGUAGUGACAGCUGUUCUUGUGGAUUUAGACAAGCUACUCGUAAGGGUCAGCCUGUCUGUUGUUUCGACUGUAUUCUGUGUCCUAAGGGAGAGAUUACCAACCAAACAGAUCUCAGAGAAUGCAUAAAAUGCCCACAAGAGCAGUGGUCCAGUGAUAAACAAGACACAUGUGUCCCCAGAGUUGUGGAAUUCCUGUCUUAUGAAGAUCCAUUAGGAGCUGCUUUGGCUUCCAUUGCCACAUUCCUUUCUCUACUGACUGCAGCCAUUCUUUGUGUAUUUAUGAGAUACCGGGAAACAUCGAUUGUUAAAGCCAACAACCACGAUCUAAGUUAUCUCCUCUUGCUCUCCCUCUGCCUUUGCUUCCUGUGCUCAUUAAUAUUCAUUGGACGACCUUUGAAGUUGAAUUGUAUGUUUCGUCAAAUUAGCUUUGGAAUGAUAUUUUCUGUCUGCAUUUCCUGCAUACUUGCAAAAACUAUCACAGUAAUAAUAGCAUUCACUGCUACAAACCCAAACAGCAGUAUGAGGAAAUGGGUGGGGCCAAAGACCCCAACAAUCAUUAUAAUAACUUGUGCAUUGAUUCAGUUUGUUAUAUGUGUUGUCUGGUUAGCUAAGAAUCCUUCCUUCCCACAAAAUAAUUUUGUUUCAGAAGAGGGCAAAAUAAUUCUAGAAUGCAAUGAAGGUUCUAUAAUCAUAUUCUAUUGCAUGUUAGGAUACCUUGGUGUUCUUGCUUGUCUUAGUUUCUUAAUUGCUUUCUUAGCAAGAGUAUUGCCUGAUACUUUUAAUGAAGCCAAAUAUAUUACAUUCAGCAUGACUGUGUUUGCAAGUGUUUGGAUUACUUUUGUCCCAGCAUAUCUGAGUACUAAAGGAAAGUACAUGGUUUCUGUAGAAAUAUUUGCUAUUUUAUCUUCAAGUGUUGGUCUAUUAAGCUGUAUAUUUUUCCUUAAGUGUUACAUAAUACUAUUAAGACCUGAGCUAAACACCAAAGAAUAUUUAAUUGGAAAGCAGUCAUUAGUAACAAAAAAAUAA
Protopterus annectens (West African lungfish) is the source of this 1407-nucleotide messenger RNA. RefSeq names its product vomeronasal type-2 receptor 26-like. Gene Ontology annotation, biological process: G protein-coupled receptor signaling pathway. Gene Ontology annotation, cellular component: membrane. The transcript has 4 exons. Gene Ontology annotation, molecular function: G protein-coupled receptor activity. The coding region runs from base 1 to 1407 and encodes 468 amino acids. The record is from RefSeq and is a predicted model, not a curated record. Lineage: Eukaryota; Metazoa; Chordata; Ceratodontiformes; Protopteridae.